Molecule: messenger RNA, 2300 nt
Organism: Hydra vulgaris (swiftwater hydra)
Lineage: Eukaryota; Metazoa; Cnidaria; Hydrozoa; Anthoathecata; Hydridae
Product: phosphatidylinositol N-acetylglucosaminyltransferase subunit A
Biological process (GO): GPI anchor biosynthetic process
Cellular component (GO): glycosylphosphatidylinositol-N-acetylglucosaminyltransferase (GPI-GnT) complex
Molecular function (GO): phosphatidylinositol N-acetylglucosaminyltransferase activity
Source: RefSeq, a predicted model, not a curated record
CAAAUAUUUAAUCAAGUUAUUUUUCUAGUUUAACAAAUUAGGUAUAAUAACAAUUAAAAAAAAAAAUUACAAAUUAAAAAGUAAAAAUAAAUAAUGAGAUUAUGAAGCAUCAUAUAUGUAUGGUUUCUGAUUUUUUUUAUCCAAAUCAAGGAGGAGUUGAAAGUCACAUAUACCAACUAUCACAGCAUUUGAUUGAAAGAGGGCAUAAGGUCGUUAUUAUUACACAUUCUUAUGGAAAGAAAAAGGGAAUCCAUUAUUUUCAAAAUUUAAAGAUUUAUUAUUUACCAUUUGGAAUCUUUUACAAUAACUGUAUACUUCCGACAAUCUAUUCGACCUUUCCAACAUUGCGUAAAAUAUUUAUUAGAGAAGCAAUUACAAUUGUCCAUGGUCACUCUGCGUUUUCCACCCUUUGCCAUGAUGCUCUUUUUCAUGGUAAGACCAUGAACCUGAAAACCGUUUUUACAGAUCACUCAUUAUUUGGUUUUGCAGAUGCUUCUUCAAUUAUCACCAACAAAUUUCUAGAAUUUUCACUCAGUGAUGUUGACCAUGUUAUUUGUGUCUCCAACACAAGUAAAGAAAAUACAGUACUUCGAGCUUCUUUAUAUCCUGAUAUUGUAUCUGUUAUUCCAAAUGCUGUAGAGUCAGCUCUUUUCACACCUGAUCCUUCACAGAGACAUAAAGGCAAAGUAACUCUGGUUGUAGUGAGUCGCAUUGUUUAUCGUAAAGGUGUUGAUCUUUUAGUUGGCAUUAUACCAUUGAUCUGUGAAAAGUUUCCUGAUGUUCAAUUUCUAAUAGGUGGGGAUGGACCCAGAAAAAUUUCAAUUGAGGAAUUAAUUGAAAAGCAUCGUCUUCACAAAAGGGUAUUUUUAGUAGGCGAGCUACAGCACUAUGAAGUUCGUAAUAUAUUGGUGCAAGGAGAUAUUUUUUUAAACACAUCAUUAACAGAAGCAUUUUGCAUGUCGAUAGUGGAAGCAGCAUCAUGUGGAUUAAAAGUGGUUAGCACAAAUGUAGGUGGCAUUCCAGAAGUAUUACCACCUGAUAUGAUAUACUUAUGUGAGCCUAGCAUAAAAGGUGUGUAUGAGGCUGUUGUAAAGGCAAUCUCUGAUCAUCAGGCUGGUUUAUUUGUUUGCUCUUACGAAUAUCAUGAGAGAAUUAAAAGCAUGUAUACAUGGGAUAAUAUUACCUCAAGAACUGAAAAGGUUUACGAUUUGGCAAAUAAAAACAAAAAUCAAACCACAAUCGAGAGAAUGGAAAAAUUUCGAAAAAGAGCGUGGAUUGCUGGAAAGAUUUAUGUUUUACUUGUAUUUGUUGACAUUUUGUUGCUCUUUGUGUUAAAGUUUAUUUGGCCAGAAAAGAAAAUCAAGAUUGUUCAAACAAUGUCAAAAAAAAAGAAAAUUUAUUAGUUUUUAUUUAUAUAUUCUUGGUUUUUGAAUGAGUUUUUAUAAAAAAUUUUUUUAUUAUUAUUUAUUAAAAUUAAAAUUGAAACAAUAAAAAAUUGUGAUGUUGCUAUGAUAUCUUUUAUUGUUGUAACAACCUUUAUUAUUGCUAUCAGAUCAAUAUGGUAAUACUUUUUAGUAAGGUGUUUGUUAAAUUGCUUUAAAAAUGGAAUCUAAUAGUGUAUAUAUGAAAUGUUAUACUUAAAUAUUAUAUAACCGUAUAUGAAUAAUGUUUAUUCAUAUAUGGUUUCUAUAAAUCACUCAAACAUAUUUACAUAAAAUUUAUGUAUAUUAGUUUAUUGUAUGGUAUAUUUUUUCUUGAUUUUUUCCUAAGCUGCUUUAUUUUAUUACACCUAUGUUCAUAUGAGCCAUACUAUUUCUCCAUCAGUGUAAUAAUUUAUUCAUUAAUUGUAAAACAUACUAUUUGUCUGUGAUUCAUCUACAUAUAUACACCUAUAUACUCAGGGCCUAUUUUAGUAAUAAAAUUUGGGUGGCAGUACAAUCCCCCUCCUGUGUCAGCAAAAUUUAGGGGAAAUUGAUGUUUUAUUGCGAAAAAAACAAUAUUUGCCAUAACAAAUGUAAAAAAAAAAAAAAAAAAAAAAAAAUUCCUUAAAUUUUAAUUUGGGUAGCAGCAGAAUACAUUCGUCACUGUCGAAAACUGUCUAGAAUAGCCCCUGAUACUACAUAUAUACACUUGUACAUCAUCGUAUAUGAGCCCUUGUUUUUAUGAUCUUAAUAGGUUAAUUAUAAAUUUUUGCAAGCAUUUGAAAAAUGGUUACUCCACUUGAAAAGAAUGAAGUUGAGCAUGACUUUGUUUGGUACCCUAAACCAGCUGAAACUCAAUCUGACAAAUUUAUACGCAAA